GCUGCAUAAUCGCCAUUUUCUAUUCUCAUCAAACUUCCGGCGUGAAAGGGACCACAAGACAAACGAUAAGAUCACCAGAAAAUGGGACGUAGAAAGAAGGCAAAUAAGCCCCCUCCCAAACGGAAGAUAUUAGAGAAGUUGGAUACCAUGUUUAACUGCCCAUUUUGUAAUCACGAAAAGUCCUGUGAAGUGAAUUUAGACCGAGCAAGGAAUGUGGGAGUUAUAACUUGCAAUGUUUGUCUUGAAGAUUUUCAGACCACAAUUAAUUAUCUUUCAGAGGCAGUUGAUGUGUACAGUGAUUGGAUUGAUGCAUGUGAACAGGCCAACCAAUAGCAUAGACUCUCAUCACAAAUACAAUUUGUGAUGAGGCUUUUUUUUAUUUCCACAUUCUACUCAGUAGACACAUGGUAAUGUCAUUUGCUUCUUUUCAUGAAAUUGGAAGGAGCCUGGAGCUAGUCACUGAGAAUCUUAUCUUCACAAUAUGGAAGAUUGGAAGACCUGACAGUGUUUACACACCAUGUUUACUAAAACAGUGCAACAUGUAUCCAAGUUGGAGCCUGUUGUAUGUAGGACUAGAACACGGGGUCUAAAGUUAUUAUUCUCACUCAUUUUGGGUCAAAAUUUUAUUAUUUCAAGGAGUACAUGAAAGUCAUCAAAAUGAUGUUCUGUUUAUCCAUUAACAGUACUCUUUGCAAUCUUGUUAUUUUUUCAUUGAAUUGAUGAUGAAAAGCAGUUUAAGCAAUGAAUCCAAUCACUUUUGAAGUCUCGCCUUGUCAUCUUUUCAGUGUCAUUAAAGUUUCUAUGUAUAAAA
Molecule: messenger RNA, 811 nt
Organism: Lingula anatina
Lineage: Eukaryota; Metazoa; Brachiopoda; Lingulata; Lingulida; Lingulidae
Product: transcription elongation factor 1 homolog
Biological process (GO): transcription elongation by RNA polymerase II
Cellular component (GO): transcription elongation factor complex
Molecular function (GO): RNA polymerase II complex binding
Source: RefSeq, a predicted model, not a curated record